AUGAUGAACACCAGCUCUGGCGCAGCUCACGAACACAAGUGUCUCGGCGAGUGCAAGGGCUCCAACGAGGAGUGUUUCCACUCGUCCAAGUCGAUCCAGCACCUGCUCAACAACAACAAGAAGUGGCGCGAGGAGCUCGUGAAGCGCGAUGCCUCGCUCUUCGACCGGCUAUCGGAGGGCCAGCACCCGCCCUACCUGUGGAUCGGGUGCUCGGACUCGCGCGUCCCCGCUGAAGAGAUCACGGGGCUGGACCCCGGUGAGAUGUUCUGCCACCGCAACGUGGCCAACCUCGUGGUGACCAACGACAUCAACGUGCUCUCCGUUGUACAGUACGCAGUCGAGUCGCUCAAGGUCAAGGACAUCAUUGUGUGCGGCCACUACGGCUGCGGCGGUGUCAAGGCGGCCAUGGAGAACAAGCACAUUGGAAUCUUGGACACUUGGCUGCGCACCGUCCGCGACGUUCACCGCAAGCACAAGGAGGAGCUUGACGCUCUACCGACGGACGAGGCCCGUUACCGUCGCACGGUGGAGCUCAAUGUCAAGCAGCAGUGCCUCAACAUCUUCAAGAUGAACGUGGUGCAGCACCGUCUUGGCCGUCCCGACCAGCCGAACAUCCAUGGCCUCGUGUACGACAUCCACACUGGCGGGUUGAAGGAGCUCAAGGUCGACUACUGCGGAUACUUCGCCAAGCUCGUGGGCACCGACAGUCUCCACGCCUACCCGGACGGAGAGGAGACCAUGGGGCUGGCUCACCGCCGUCGUAACGCCAUUCUAGACCUGGCCGACGGUCUCGAGAAGGAACCGGGCAUGAUCCGCACGCGCUACAUGGCUCGCAUGCUCAAGAGGGAGUCGGAUCUGUUCACGCCUGAAGAAGUGGACGAAGCCAUCGAGGCGAUCAAAGCCCAGAUGGACGACCCCAAUAGCUCCUUCAUGAACAUCAAAGACCUCAUCGCACACUUCGCGCCCAUGAAGGCGAAGGAAACUGCGUAG
This is a messenger RNA of Phytophthora sojae, 990 nucleotides long. RefSeq lists its product as hypothetical. NCBI's taxonomy places the organism in Eukaryota, Oomycota, Peronosporomycetes, Peronosporales, Peronosporaceae. The transcript has a single exon. Bases 1 to 990 code for a protein of 329 amino acids. The record is from RefSeq and is a predicted model, not a curated record. Gene Ontology annotation, molecular function: carbonate dehydratase activity; zinc ion binding. Gene Ontology annotation, biological process: carbon utilization.